CAAGAAGGGGGCCACCGUCGCCUGCUGGCAGAAGCGCUGCUCGCGCCGCUUCCACCUGCCCUGCAGCUCCCAGCGGGGCUGCAUCUCGCAGUUCUUUGGGGACUACAGGUACGAGCUGCCCUAGCUUGGGCUGCAGCCCCCUCAGCCUGCGCCCUGCAGGCAGAGUCCCCGGUGUGGCACGCGUGGUCCCUGGCCUCACUCAACUCUUCCGUCCUCACGCAGCUCCUUCUGCUGGGAGCACCGCCCGCAGCAGAGCGUGGAGACGCUGCAGGAGGGGCACACCACGUGCAUCAUCUGCAUGGAGGUGGUGGAGGACAGCCUCUCCUACACCACCAUGGUGUGCCCCUCCUGCAAGCACGCCUGGUUCCACCGCGGCUGCAUCCAGGUAGGAGGCCCUUCCCUCUGCCAGCCCGCAGGGACACCAUGCGCCCGCAGCGGCGUCCUGCUCACACGGGGAGUCUCUCUUCCACAGGGACAGGCGCUUCGGGCGGGCCUCAGGCACUUUGCGUGUCCUCACUGCCGGGACCGGGAGCGCUUUCUCCCUGAGAUGCUGCACAUGGGAAUCCGCGUGCCCAACAAAAAGCCGGCUUGGGAGCAAGACGAGGAGGAGGAGCCGGCACUGCCGCAGCUGUAUGGCCGCUGCGAUGCCAGGCAGUGCCUGUACAGGGGAGGCCGCGAGCAGUGGCAAGAGGAAGGGCCCUGGCAGCUGCUGCUCUGCUCCUCCUGUGCCGCCAGCGGGACCCACCGCCGAUGCUCCGGCCUUGGGGACACCACGCAGCAGUGGGAGUGCGCUGGCUGCGCUGGCCCGGGCACUGGCACUGCUCCCAGCUCCUCACCCUCACCACCGGAGAGGAGAGCCGGCCGUGGCAGGGUGCUGCCCCAGCGCCACAGCCCCUACAGCCGGCCACAGCCCUGAUCCCGGCCUGGGGACAGAUGCUCCAGGGGGAGCACAGUGUGCUGCGGCUCGCUUGCAUUUGCCUGUACAAAUAAAGUGGUUUUGGUUUUUUGUCUACAUGA
Anas platyrhynchos (mallard) is the source of this 1017-nucleotide messenger RNA. The record is from RefSeq and is a predicted model, not a curated record. Lineage: Eukaryota; Metazoa; Chordata; Aves; Anseriformes; Anatidae.